GCCUCGUCCCCAUGGCAACGGGGGGCGGGGCCUCGGGGACGGCCGGGAGCCGCCGUGCGGACCUCCCCGCGGGGAUGGAGGGGCGCAGGGAGGAGGCGCCGGAGCCGGAGGUGUCGGAGGCGUCCGAGGAGGAUGAGGAGGAGGAGGAGGAGGAGGAGGAGGAGGAGGAAGAGGAUGACGGCUCCGGGGUGCGGGUGACGCCGGCGCUGCUCAAGGCCACCACGGGCGAGUUCUCGCUGGAGUCCAUCCUCCUGCUGCGGCUGCGCGGCCGCGGCAUCGCCCACCUGGGCUGCCUGGCCGACUGCUCCAACCUGGAGUGGCUGGACCUGUCCGGCAACGCCAUCGCGGGGCUGGCGCCGCUGGCCACGCUGCGCGCCCUGGCCGUGCUCAACCUGGCCGGCAACCGCGUGGCCAGCGUGGAGCCGCUGCGGGGCUGCCGCAGCCUGCGCCAGCUCAACCUGGCCGGGAACCGCCUGCGCAGCCUUCGCCAGCUGCGCUGCCUGCAGGGGCUGCGGCACCUGGAGAGCCUGCGGCUGCGGGACCCGCUGGGCAACCUGGGCAACCCCGUGUGCGCCACGCCCGCCUACCGCGCCGCGCUGGCCGCCAUGCUGCCCGGCCUCAAGGCCAUCGACGGGCAGCGCGUGGCCGGCCGCGGCAGCGAGCUGUUCCGCCUGUGCGGCGAGCUGGACGCCGCGCUGGACGCCGAGGCCGCGCCGGCCGCGCCCGCGGAGCCGCCGCAGCCGUGGGUGCAGGCCGGGUUCUGGGAGCCGCGGCCGCCGCGCCGCAGCGCCGUGCUGGAGGAGGCCACGCGGCAACUGGGCCAGGCCCUGCGCGAGUGCCGCGAGCUCGGCCGCCGCGCCGACGACUCCAUCGCCCAGGCCCAGCGUGCGCUCGGCCGCCGCCACCACGGCAACUUCGGCUUCUGAGCGCGGCAGGGCUGGGGGUGUCCGGAGGUACCAGAGACCCUGGCACGGCCAGGAGACCCCCCGGAGGUGCCACAGCCUGGAGGCUUUGUGGUCUGAGCUGUGGGACCCCAAAGAUGGGACUGGAGAACCCCCAAAGCCACCACAGCCCAAAGCCUUCAUCAUCUGAGCCACAGGACCCUAAAAAUGGACCCAGGAGAACCCCCAGAGCCUGAGCUGUGGGACCCCAAAACCAGGGCCGGGAGACCCCCAGAGCCAUCCCCAGCCCAGCUCCUUCAUCUUCUGAACUGUGAGGGCCCAAAAGCAGGUCUAGGAGACCUGGUCAGUGCCACCACAUCCCAACUUCUUCAUUUUGUUAGCCAUGGGACCCCAAAAAUGGAUCCAGGAAAACCCUCAGAGCCCACACUGUCGCCGUGAGACCCCCAGAGCCACCCCAAGCCCAUCUCCUUCAUCUUCUGAGCUGUGGGACCUCCACACUGAAACCAGGGUACCCCCAGAGCCACCACAGCCCACCCAGGACUAUGGCACCUCCCCAGUGUCACCACAGCCCAGCACCUUCAUCUUCUGAGCCACAGGACCCCCAAAACUGGGCUGGGAGACCCCCACUGCCACCACAGCCCAGCACAGGAUCCCCAGGGAACACCAGAGGAGCCGUGGGACAUCUCACAUCUCGGGGACAGGGGACAUGGUGGCACCGUGCAUUAAAAGUGUCCCACCCUCCA
This is a messenger RNA of Corvus hawaiiensis (hawaiian crow), 1645 nucleotides long. It is a transcript of the gene LRRC61, whose product is annotated as leucine rich repeat containing 61. Bases 12 to 926 code for a protein of 304 amino acids. Gene Ontology annotation, molecular function: protein binding. The record is from RefSeq and is a predicted model, not a curated record. The transcript is spliced from 2 exons. NCBI's taxonomy places the organism in Eukaryota, Metazoa, Chordata, Aves, Passeriformes, Corvidae.